Molecule: messenger RNA, 3078 nt
Organism: Alosa sapidissima (American shad)
Lineage: Eukaryota; Metazoa; Chordata; Actinopteri; Clupeiformes; Clupeidae
Product: histone-lysine N-methyltransferase PRDM9-like
Exons: 12
Coding region: 145-2361 (738 amino acids)
Biological process (GO): regulation of transcription by RNA polymerase II
Cellular component (GO): nucleus; PcG protein complex; transcription regulator complex
Molecular function (GO): DNA-binding transcription factor activity, RNA polymerase II-specific; RNA polymerase II cis-regulatory region sequence-specific DNA binding; histone methyltransferase activity
Source: RefSeq, a predicted model, not a curated record
GAUUGAAGAACACUGUUUGCUGCAUCCCUACCACCACAACACAGAGCAAGCGAGGACUCGGGGAACAGCAUCCUUACAUGAGCCAUUGGUUUCAUUGUGAAGCUUUUUACAUGUGACAGCAAAGCCAGAAAAAGACAUCCAACCAUGAGUUCAUCUGAUGAGGAGUGUUUUGAUGAGCUCAAAGUGUACUUCACCCAGACGGAGUGGGCUCAGCUGGCCAAAUGCGAGAAGGUGCGCUACAGGAACAUGAAGAGGAACCACCUGGUCAUGCUGGCCAUAGGGCUGUCCUCCCCUCCUCCUGCCUUCAUGAGACGGGGUCGUACCAGGAAGGAGGCGUCGGCCAGAGCGCCCCCUGCUGACAGCAGCGACUCAGAUGAAGAGUGGACACCCAGCCUGGAGAGGAGGCCUCCAGCUCCUCGUGCCUUCAGAGCUCCUGUCAGAGUCGCCCCUGUAAGGCGUCCUCAGCCCUCCGCUGCUGCCCCAACAGCUCAGCCAAGCAGUCAGGAGACUUCACAACUGAUCAGCAAUGACAGCAAGACUUUUCCGACAGUCAGGAAAGGCAGUCAGACUUCUCACACAAUCAGAAAUAGAAACCGCAGCUCUCAACCAAUCAGCAGCGAUGCACAGUGUCCUCAGGCCUUAGAAGCGGAUCCCACAGAACAGGCUAUGGAGAAAGAGGGAAAAAAACAGGUCCCUGUUACAAAGAGAGACUGUGUGGAGACUGUGGCUGGACAGGCAGGAAGAGAGCAAAAGCCAGCAGCAAAGAGACCUGGUUUGUCAAAAGGAGAGUGGUUGAAACAGCAGAGAGAUCAACCGGAGAGCUACAGACGUGGAGGCAGUCUGCGGAACAGACCCAGAGUGAGCUAUACAGAGGAAGACGAGCCAAAGGAUGAAGAUUACCUGUACUGCGAGGACUGCGAGUCUUUCUACAUUGAUGAGUGUGGGGUCCACGGCCCCCCAAACUUCACCCCCGACACCCCAGCUCCUGUAGGGGUCCCAGACCGAGCCAGGCUCACCCUGCCGCCCGGCCUGGAGGUCAGAACGUCCAACAUCCCAAACGCAGGUCUGGGGGUGUUCAACCAGGGCCACGCGGUACCCAGAGGGGCCCAUUUUGGCCCCUAUGACGGGGAGGUGAUCGGCAGGGAUGAGGCCGUGGAGAGUGGAUACUCCUGGGUGAUAUACAAGAGUCGCCACACAGAUGAGUACAUCGACGCCAAGAGAGAAACUCACUCCAACUGGAUGAGGUAUGUGAACUGUGCUCGUGAUGGUGAGGAGCAGAACCUGGUGGCGUUUCAGUACAGAGGGGGGAUUUUAUACCGCUGCUGCAAGCCCAUCGUCCCAGGAGAGGAGCUGCUUGUCUGGUAUGGAGAGGACUACGCCAGAGACCUGGGCAUCAGCUUUGACUAUCUGUGGGACAUCAAGAGCAGCGGCAAAGAGGCGACAGCGUCUCAGGUGUUUUCCUGCUCCCUGUGUCCGUUUUCCUACACGGCUCAGAUCUACCUGCACAAGCACAUCAAGAGGAGCCACGUGGACGAGUAUGUGCGACUGCUGAGGUCUGGAGAGAUCAGAUCAGAGACGCUGGCACCCUCCACAAUCAGCAGCAGCAACCACAACACACAACAGAACUCAGCAACCGGUAAAGUCACACAUCCCCAUUCAAAACAGAGAGGAGCAAUUGACCAGAGAGGUCACCCCUGCACUCAGUGUGGCAAGAGCUUCACUCGAGAGGGAAGUCUCAAACUACACCAGCGCACUCACACAGGAGAGAGGCCGUACCGCUGCACUCAGUGUGGCAAGAGCUUCACUCGAGAGGGAAGUCUCAAACUACACCAGCGCACUCACACAGGAGAGAGGCCGUACCGCUGCACUCAGUGUGGCAAGAGCUUCACUCGAGAGGGAAGUCUCAAACUACACCAGCGCACUCACACAGGAGAGAGGCCGUACCGCUGCACUCAGUGUGGCAAGAGCUUCACUCAAGAGGGAAGUCUCAAACUACACCAGCGCACUCACACAGGAGAGAGGCCGUACCGCUGCACUCAGUGUGGCAAGAGCUUCACUCAAGAGGGAAGUCUCAAACUACACCAGCGCACUCACACAGGAGAGAGGCCGUACCGCUGCACUCAGUGUGGCAAGAGCUUCACUCGAGAGGGAAGUCUCAAACUACACCAGCGCACUCACACAGGAGAGAGGCCGUACCGCUGCACUCAGUGUGGCAAGAGCUUCACUGGACAGCAUGAUCUCAAACGUCACCAGCGCACUCACACAGGAGAGAGGCCGUACCACUGCACUCAGUGUGGCAAGAGCUUCACUUAUUCAGGGUCAUUAAAGACACAUCAAUGCACUCACUGGAAAGAGCAGUAACUUUACUUUUGGUGAAACAAGAAGUUUUUUCUUAGCAAAAGCUUCUCUUGCCCUUAAAGAAAUAACAGUAAUGGUAAUAAAUUAUUUUUUUAUUAUUUUCUUAGUUGAGAACACUCACAGUUUUAAAGACUUUGAACUCCAGUAUUUUGGUGUUGUGACAAGAAGCAUGUGACAUAUCUGAAAUAAAUGUACUUUUAUAUUCUGGAGAGGCUUCAUAUGACCAACAGUUUUAACUUUCUUGAAUGAUUGUUAUUGUUUUUAAUGCUGAAAUAUAAUUGUUUUAAGGGCAUGUAAAUACAUUGUGUGUAUGUUGUGUAUGUAUUGAGAAUCUAUAUUAAUAUUUUUCAAGGAACCUACAUGAAGGAAUUCCAUGUACAUUUUGGUGAAAUUAUAUACACCAAGUCGAUCAAAUAUCACAAGAAAGCAAGGAUAUUAUAGCUCUAGUAUUGAUUCACAUUGCAUGCAUGCAGAAGUCUGUAGUAACCCAUUAGCAAACAAGCUGAACUGCGGACAAUUAUACUUAACAUUCCCUUCAUGUAAAGUUUACAGAGCUGGCGUUGGAAGUUCCUGAUUAGGCAACUCCAGGCUGUAGCGAUGAGCUGUCUGAAUGUUUCAUGCUGUAUUUCAUAUAAUUGUGUGAGUGUGGGUAGUAAUUGUUAAAAGGUUAAAUUGUCGAUCAUCAAUUAUUAUUGUAAUGAAUAAAGGAUAUAUGUCUUA